Molecule: messenger RNA, 3977 nt
Organism: Neolamprologus brichardi
Lineage: Eukaryota; Metazoa; Chordata; Actinopteri; Cichliformes; Cichlidae
Gene: rell1
Product: RELT like 1
Biological process (GO): positive regulation of p38MAPK cascade
Cellular component (GO): plasma membrane
Source: RefSeq, a predicted model, not a curated record
CAGGGCGUAUCCGCUCUCUGAGAAUCAGGAAACACGUUGAUAUUCGCUGCAACUUUCCGCUUUAUUUUGAUCAGUGUAAUCGCUCCGUAGUGCUGACCGUCAGCUGCUGCCUACAACAUCGACACCGACACCAGCCUGCUGGAUAUCAGCCCAGCAAUGAGCAACACGACCCCUUCUAACGUUUCUCAUCCUCCAGCUGGUGACAAUGGAAAGAGCGGCGGGACCAAUCCGUACUACAUCGCCUUUGUGCUGGUGCCUAUUCUCUUCCUUCUGGGCCUGCUCGGUGUGGUGAUCUGUCAUGUGUUGAAAAGGAAGGGCUACCGGUGCACCACAGACCAUGAUGACGAGGAGGAGUGUAAGGAAGAGGUCAAAGAUCCCGAGUUGGGCGGAGAGCUCAAUGACACCUUCAGUGACAACAAUGACACGGUUGGACAGAUUGUCCACUACAUCAUGAAAAAUCAAGCAAACUCUGAUGCCCUAAAUGCCAUGAUUCAUGAAAACAGCAUUGAUUCGGAUGGUCCUCCGCUCACACCCACCUCCCCCGGCACUCCCACUCCUCCAAUGACACCUGUAUCGCCGGGGGCGCCCCCGGGAGCAGCCAAGCACACCUGUAACCACCUGCACACCAUCGGGGGCCUGGGAGGCAACAAGAACAUCUGCACCCGCUGCAACCAGAAGAAAUGGCCGCUAAUGAGGAAGCCGUCGGCCCGCAAAGCAGAGCUGCGGCACAGUCACUGUGUGGAGGUCACAGUCCUGGCUGUAGGCAGGUUCCGCGUGACAAAGUGUGAAAAACCAACCAGGGAGCGGCGAACUCUGCUGAUAUUAGAUUCUAACGGGAGCGUCCCCGCAUCACCCACAGCGGUGGAGCCGAAGAGUCGACCAACAUUUAAGUUCCCUCAGGAGCAGACAGACAGCGUGGACCAGGGGAAACGAUAGAAAACCAGCUAUUAAAAAAGCAGAAGAGGAGCAACAUCUGGACACUUUUUAAACCCAAAUAAGAACUUUCAACAUCAGUGCAGGAGGGACAGAUGGAUCCGGGAAUCGUCCCCCUGUCCUGUCGCUCCACAGGGAGUGAUGCGCUGCUGCUGCUGCUGAUGGUGGUGAUGAUUUUACAAGUAGAGAUGGCUCAGGUGUGUCUACUUGAAAUGGUAGCUGGACAGCAGUGCCUUGCCCAGUAGUGUCAAAAAGUAAACGGGGAAAAAAAAAAAGCCGGGCAACUGCUUGAUGUAACGAUGGAGGCUCGACCAGCGCUGUCCCUCCCAAAAACUACAGUCGUACUCCUCAAAAAGCAACUGGUCUGUGAUGUUUGUGCAUUACAGGUUAACAAGGAGGUUUUAAACACGUCAUCACUUGGUUUAUUUGUAGAACUAAAUCCCAGGAACAGGUAGAGCCAGUCUGUGAACCAGUUCAGGUCAUCAUUUACCAAAUAGGAAGGAGUAUAUCGUGGCCAGACGCUAACUGGGAACAUUAGCAGGCGUGACCAAAGUAAGGUUCUCACAUCCUGUAAUCAUAUGAACAGGAUGAUAAACUGUCCUCACAGUGCAUGUCAACCUGAUUGUCCUUUUUAAUAAGAACUCCGGGUCAAAGAGCAAAUCGGUUCAAAUAUUCAGACACGAGCCAGUCGCUGGAUGUUUUCUGUUAGUCUGUUAUUUCUGUUCUUUUUUGUCCUGUGCAGUAUCCUGCUAAUACAUUCAACUUAGAAGAUAUUAGCAUACAUUUGGAGUCCUAAUUCUGACUAUCUAGCCUCCUUUUAGCUCUGUUUUUGGUCUCCACCACCGUGACAGAGAAUUAAAUUGAAAAAGCAAAACCUAAAAGACAAACUGAAAGCAGCUGAUACACAUACUGCACUGGUCCCACUCUAGAUUUGUUUUGUUUUUGCUAUAAUGUAUCCUUAAUAACAAAAAUACAGUUUGUAUCAGUGUUGUGUUAUAUUAGCGUAGAGAACACGUCUGAAACACAUUCUGAGUUAAAACCUUUUGUAAACACAUUUAAGUAAAAAGGGCGACGCUGUGAUGUAGUGAGCCUCAAUAUGAACCGUUGAUUUUUUUUGAGGCUGUUUGUUUCCUUAUCGACUUCGUUCUGCCUUGACUUAAUUUAUCAAAGCCUUUUUUUUUUUUUUUAAAUUUAGCCUGGAUUUAUCGUAUUUUAGCUUGAGCUGCCUUUAUUAUAUUCCAUCCUGAGAGCAGAUACUGCACAAAUGGUUUAAUCCAUUGUGGAUUAUGUUAUCAACGGGCCCACCAGGAUGUAAGCCUUAUUUUCUCUUUCUAAUGAGAUGUGCCUUUCGUUUCUAAACGUGCUUGUGCUCGCACAGGUGCGUCAAGGCAAAGGUCAGAUGGUAGGUGCUGUGAUUCAUUCUGUUUUUUGUAUCAAGAAUCGUUUACUGUGCAGAGCAGUGUACUGAGUGAGUUACAUCUUUAAGGAAAUGGUCUUAUUGUGAAUGUAACCUCUUAAAGUGAGUACGUGUGGAUAGACUAGUGCCAUGGGCUGAUGCAAGAUGAGGUGUGUACUCAUUUUUACUCUUUAUCCUAUCACUUUUGUGGCCAUGCUAACUUUGCUCUUAACCUCUAAGGAAGUGGGCAAAAAGCCUAUAAACACAGUGGAUCAUGUUGCUUGUGGCCAUAAUUUCGGCAGGUUUGCUCUGUGGUCACCAAACCAAAGACAUCUCUGGGAACAUUGCACUAACGUAGAUCAGCGUAAAUAUGAUGUUAUGUCAGAGUUUCAUGUUAUGUCAUCAAAUACAAUAUUUUAAAAAUGUAAAUGUAACGCUUUUCCAUCGUGAUUCUGUAAUGGUGAUCCUGGUCAUGUACCAAUCAGAUGGUCGGCGGUUCUAUCCCCGGCUCUUCUGGUCUGGAUGUAAAAGUAUCCUUGGACAGGAUGCUGAACCCCGAGUUCCCCUUAAAUAAGGUUAAAAGCACUUAAGCAUAGAAAAAAGUGCUUACAUGAAGGUUAAGCGGUGUCACAGGAAGUGCUCGCUACAACAGUUGGUCAUGAGCAGCCGUUUCAGGCUCCUGUUGUAGAGGUAACACUGUUGUAUGUUUUUACUAACUUAUCUAAUGUGAGUCAGCGGUUUCCUGUGCUCUCAUUGGUAGUCGCUUCUCUCGCUAAUGUCCAGGCGGAGAAAAGUUUAACUCAGGACCCGCCAACUUUUCAAUGUGACUCUCAUCUCUACGUCACUUUUAGUCACUUCCUGUGUGGACGCCCCUUAAAGAAAGAUGUUAUUAAGACGUUUUUCCCUGUGGUUAAAACUGUUGUAUUGAUUGGCUGAUUUUUAGCACCUGAUGUAGUCCUAUAGCAACAAUGUUUGUAUCAGAGAUGUUUCAGUUAUAGUCUGGAUUUUUUUUCGUCUUUUCUAAAUCGUAUUGCAGAUGAUGCAGGUGUCAGUGACUUAGUAUUUACAACAAUCUCAGCAGCAUCUGCAGCUCAUGUUGCAGGACAGCGUGAUAGUAGAGUAGAGGCUCAGAGACGAGCGAUCGCUCCAGUUGAGUUGUGUGCAGACUGGAAGCAAUUAGCAGCGACCAAAAACUGUAGAAAGUGAAUGCUACUUGGCAACUUCAGGAGAUUACACGCAAAAGAUCCAGGUGAGCAACUGAAACAACUACCAACGAGAAUAAAGAAUACCUAUGACUGACAUACUUCCUGGUAGCAAAGACAUUAGGGGGUUACCUGGGUAACCAUAUCCUGAAAUUACUGCUUGUGACCAAUGAUCAGCUUCAAAGUGAUGAGCCGGUUGCGUCCUUUGUGGACGCAGUUUAAGCUUUUUGCUAGUUUCAGAAUUUACUGCUGGAUUGGCCCGUGAACUAACACUUAUUUUUUACUUCAAAAAUAUGCAUCUGCCCCAAAACUCCAGUAUUGGUCUCACCCAAGUCAAAGGUUUCCCACCUAGUCAGCAUCACUGACUGCACCCAAAGUUUAAUCAUACUUCCCUACAACCCGGGGAGAAGCUGAACUACUGAAGGAUGUGUUAAGUUAUUCUUUUU